AUGAACAUUAUUUUAGUCUAUAUUGUUUCCGCUGUUGCAGCACUCAACUUCAUCAGAGAUUUUGCAAAUGGUUGCGAAAGUCAAAAAUGCAUCGAUGCUAGCAAAGCAUUAACAAAGAAAUGUGAAAAGGAAGAGAGCAACGUGUUGGGAUGUAUUUGCAAGCUCAACGAUGAUGAUUAUUGGAAAAAACUUAGUGAUUGUAUUCAAAGUUGUGAUACCCUGCAAGAUGUUAUUGACACCUCACCAAGUGGUUUGAAGCAGUUGUAUUGUGAUGCCGCUCUGGCUUAUGCUUCAUUGUCUACACUUUUUCCCACAAACAGUUUGGCUUUAAGUGAUUUUCAAGGGGAGGGAUCUUCAGCAAUUGGUGAUGUUGUUAGUACCUUAUCGGCACUUUCUAAAUCCGUCAAGUCGGCUACUGGAACAACCUCUAGUGGAAAGACAAGUGAAACAUCCAUGGACGCGUCAACAAGUUCAGAUAAAACGUCAAGCAAGACAACUUCAAACAUGGCUGCCACAAUGGGCUGCGGAUCUAUUAUCUCUUUGUUUGUUUUAGCUUUGUUGUGA
This is a messenger RNA of Lodderomyces parapsilosis, 564 nucleotides long. RefSeq lists its product as uncharacterized. The coding region runs from base 1 to 564 and encodes 187 amino acids. The record is from RefSeq and is a predicted model, not a curated record. The transcript has a single exon. Lineage: Eukaryota; Fungi; Ascomycota; Pichiomycetes; Serinales; Debaryomycetaceae.